GGCUGAGCUCGGGCUGCGGCUCCGGUGGGGGUGGGUGGCGGGGAUGACAGCGGAGGUGGCAGCGGCGCGGCGCUGAGCGAGCGGCGAGGGAGCAGGGGAAGAGGAGGAAGUGGAGCCGCGGCCGGGAGCUCGGGAGUCGGCCGCCGCGCCGAGGGUCGCUCCGCGCCUUUCCGUCAGUGAGGGUCGGAACCCCAGCUCCAGGGCUAGCGCAGUGUGGCCCCAGGCCCUCGCCUCCGGUGCACGGGACCCCGGACCCCCCCAGCCUCUGGCUUCACGAGACCCCAACCUUCAGUUGGAACAGCUUGGAACAGCGCGAGCGCCCGGGAAGCCCUGGCCGGGUCGUGCGCUCGGUGAGGGGUCCUAGGCGGGCAGGACAGUCGGACCGAACCGCCGGGCUGGUGCCGCGAGCCCAGGCUGUCACCUUCGUCCCGCCUCAGGUGAGGGGUUCAGCGCCUGCCCCGAAGAUAACACAGGGGUCCCCUUCUGUCCCGGCGGCCUGCGAGAGCCAAGGCUGCAGGCUGGAGUGCAAUGGCGCGAUCUUCACUCACUGCAGCCUCCGCCUCCCAGGUUCAAGCGAUUCUCCUGCCUCAGCCUCCCAAGUAGCUGGGAUUACAGGCAAGUGCCACCACACGCAGCUAAUUUUGUAUUUUUAGUAGAGAUGGAGUUUCGCUAUGUUGGUUAGGCUGGUCUCAAACUCCUGACUUCAGGUGAUCCGCCUGCCUCAGCCUCCCAAAGUGCUGGGAUUAUAGCUGUGAGCUACCGCCCCCCAGCCUAAAAGCUUGCAAUUUCUAUAGCAUUUUCACUUAGCACCUCCCCCAACAACUUCCACCUAGCAACCUCCAUUUACCCCAAACCACAGACCUCAAUCCUCUGUUUGGCCCGCAAGUUCCAUAGGAUGGGCCAAGAGCUCAGAUGUUCCUCAUAGAUAAGGAGUGGAUCUCCGGGUUGGCUACUCCCAGAUUCCUUAGCUUAGAACCAAACUGCAUUGAGGUGCGCCUGCCAUACAAGGUCAUUCUCAGGGCUUGCUCAAGUCCAGGUAUCACUGUCCAACGUGUCUACCAUACAGAAGACAGAAAACUUAUGUUGAUCCUGGCUUUGUCACUUACUGGCAGGAUGACCCUGGAAGAAUCAUUUUAUCUCUUUGAGCACGAGUUGUUUCUCCUAUAAAAUGCAUUUGUAGGAAGGACUUCCUGGGAUUACCUGAGAAGCAAAUAAAAUUACUGGUAUGUGGAGCACAGUGCCUACCGUAAACUAAGCACUCAAGAGCUGUUGGUGCAUGCACUUGCUGGGGAGCUGACCCCUGCCUCCUGCCCCUUCCUUCACUGGCUGGUCCACGCUCCCUGUCUCCCAGUCUGCUCCCCUUGCCCCACCAGGCCCAGGCUGAGACAGAGGACAGAGGAGGCCUGCACAUGUAAUCAUGGGCAUCCCUUCAAACUGCUCUUCUUUAAGACCAGAGGAGGCUCUGAGGACUGGACAGAGGAAGACUACAAAAGGGGCCAUCAGUGGCAGUGCUUGGUCUCCUUGCCUGGGCACAGCCAGAGAGGGUACAUCAACCCAGAGUGACUGGCUCAGGCAUUAGGCGUGUGACAAAUCAACACGGGAUAGUGCAGCACCGAGGGACUAGCAGUGGCUGGGAGCAGUUACCACUCAGGGCUGAAGGAGCAAGGGAAGUGGGCAGCUAUAGGGAUAGGGGCUGUGGGCCAUCAGUACAGGGACCCAGUCAACCCAGGAGACCUCACAGGGGAUAAACUUCAACUAUCUUUCCUCUUUCCUUCAGUCCCCCAUUUAUGCUUCCUGUUGGGUGUACCUCUCUGAAAGCCAGCAGCAUGGAGCCCAUUACAUUCCACAGAGGUCAGUUCCCAGGGCCCCAAACAAGGUAGAGAGUGGCUCUGGAGAAGCAAACCAAAGACACUUCCUCACUCUGUCCAUCAAAAGCCCGGGAGUCCACUGAAUACACUGUCCUUAGGACACAGUUUAAAGAUCAUCUGUUUUUACCAUACCCCUUAAUGAAGGGGCUCUCAGCCCUUACCCCAAAGAUGAAUCAGCAGCCGAGCUGCCACAGACACCUCGGCGAGAGGAGUUUUGGAGGUACCCAUCUCUCCCUCUCUGCCUCCUCCACCAAAGUAAGCUAUAGAUGGCUUCUGGGGUGACCCUGCCAGGGACAGGGGAACCUCUGGAGUGGAGCAGAAGUCACAGGUAGGCUAGUGUCAGGCGAGUUCAGGUGCACAGAGCAGCGGCCCCAGCCCUGCUGCGACUUGCCCAUCCCAGAGCUGGCCAUGAUGUGGCCACUUCACACACCUUCCUUAGAGCUGGGCAGUCAUUGCCACAGUUCUGGGGAUAGCCCUGGACCCAGAACAUGUUCCUCAUGUCCAGGGUGUUAAGAGCCAUGCCACUCUGAGUUCAGAGGGUCUCCCAGGAGCCUAUGAAUGUCAGGUAAGAGGAGCGUGGGGCUGGGCAGGCCUGGGACAGGCCGUGCAGCAAGUGCCACCAAAUGCUGCCAGGCCUUGUGAUGGGGAGUCUGGGUGUGGAGUUAGGUGGGGGGUGUGGUUCUUGCCAGGCAGGGAGCAGGAGGCAUAAUGGUGCCAGAGACUGAGCCUUGCCCAAGAGGAGGCAUGGUCAGGGAGAGGACAGAAGAUAUGACACUUUGCAUGGAAACCAUGUGGGAGGCCCCCACGGGGUGUUGUCUGCAGGGGCACAGCCGGCAGGUCUAGGACACAGAGCCCUUUACAGCUGGCUGCCAGCGAGCACUCCCUCUCCUUCCUGAAAGGAAUGCCCCUGGCAUCUCCACCAGCUCACACCUAGGCAUCUGAGGUGACACAGUGAGAUGCCCAUGGCAGGUGUGGUAACACCUGGAUCCUCAGAGACUUCCUGAGAAGGGAGGUAUGUGGGCCUCGGAGUCAGAAUUCUGGCUUGGAAUCCUGGCUCUGCCUCUCUUGAGUGGAACUUAGAAGACAUGGGCAAGUCACUUAGCCUCUCUGAGCCUCAGUUGCUCACCUAUAAAAUUAGAGCAGCAACACUUACCUUCCAGGCUGGUUUGAAAGUAAAAUGACAUAAUGAAUGAGACAGCAUCCUGUAUUUCAGAGGAGAUGCUACAGUUGCCCUCAUCAUGCCCCCCUUCUCUGUAUGCUGUUCAUGCUUAAUGCCUCUGCAGGAAGUUCUUUCUUGAGACUAAUUGAAGUCCACUCUGCUGCAAUUGGAGCCUUCUUCCUCUUGCUGGGGACUCUGCAGAGGCAGACUGAGCCCCUCCUCUGUCCAGAUGUGCCCUGUCAGUGCCUGCAGUGAGUGAAGCAGAGAACUGGGUGACCAGGUGUUGAUUUUCACCUUGGAGCUUGGGGGUUCAACUGUCAAUGGCCAGAGCCUCUUGACCAUGGCAGGAUAGGGGGUGCAUCAUCCUAACUCUUCACACUGUUCUUCCUCUCUGUGCUUAAUGCAUGCUCCAAAAGGGGUGACUUUGGGCCCGUGCAGAGAGCCCUGGGCUGGGCCUAAAGGCCUGGGUCCUGGCACCUCCGUCUCACUGUGUGGCCCAAGGCCAGUUAGCAACCAUUUCGGGCCACCGUGGGCCUGCAAGGAUGUCUGUGCUCUAGGGCCCAGGUCCCUCCAGUGAAGACAUAUGUAGUUCUGACUGAAGACCCUUCUCCUGCUUCUCCCCCUCUGGGACCCUAGCCAACCUGGGAAGACAGCAGAUAGGGUCCUGCUGGUGGCUGGCAGUGGUAGCAGCUGAGUCCAUCUCUCAGACCAGGACUGCCAAGGGCAGGCCGAGAAUUCAAGGUUAGAUGGGUGAUUCCUGGUAGGUAGGGUUUUGCCUCCCUCCUCAAAACAGAGCCUGGUGCUCCCCUUCCUACCCACUCAGCUGAACUCACCCAGCUCAAGGGCAGUCAUGUUUGAGUCUCUCCUUGGAGUGGCUCCUUUCCCACAUGAGAUCCGCUUUCAUCCCUCAUUUUGCAGGUGAGAAACCUCGGGCUCAGGCAGGUGAGGUGACUGGCUUGAGGUCCCACAGCCUGUCGGUGGGAAGUGGUGAGGGUCCCUGCGGCAGCUCCCAUGGCACCUGGGCCAGGCCGUGCCCUCUAGGUCCUCAGCAGGAGUGGAGCACAGGAGAGUCAGGAGGCUACUAGCCAGGUGGUCUCCUGGUCUAGGAGGAGGCCCUAUGGGUGCCAGGGGAACCCUGCUCUGUGGGCCUUGAGGGGUCAUCUGGGGCUCCUGGGAUUGCUGGGUCCCUUUCCCUGGGAGGAAGUUAGCCGAGGAAUGCCAGAGGUUGAGAGCGAGGAACCCAGGAGUUCUAGGCUGUGACUAGUUCUGAGUGCCCCUGUAAACUUCAGUGUUUAGUUUCACGGAGAGUCAAGACUGACUUUUUGUUGACUUUGGACACAUGACAGUUUAACUUUACGAAGCGCUCUGAUAUCUGUGAUGUCAUUGCAUCCUCACAGCAGUCUGUGAGGAGGAAGUGUGGGACUUGUUUGGGAGGGCAGGAGAGUGUGGGCUCUGGAAUCAGACACACCGGAGCUUACACCCUGACUCCCACCGGCUCUCUGACCUCAGGCAAGUUGGUAACCAGCCAAGUCUCAGUUUGCUCAUCUGUGAAAGGGACAAUUUACUCCACAACAAAUUGUUAGCAACACCUGCCUUGCUGGCUGUGUGCCUUAAGAGAACAUCUGUAACUGCUGGGUCAGUGUCUGGUGCCAUGUAAUAGUUUUCAUGAUUUUUAUCAGACCCACUUUAUAGAAGGGAAGAUGGAGGCUGAGAGAAGGAAGGUGACUUGUCUGAGGUCAUGUAAUGAUUUAAAUUGGUCCUCCAGACUUCUUGUCUGUGAAUUUUUUCUAUAAAACCUCCCUCUCCAUCCUCAAGUGACCCGAUACCUCAUUUAUCCAGAACCCUCCACGUGUGAUGCUGUCUAGACGUGGCAUUGUGUCCCCAGUGCCCAACAGCACUUGCCUGGUACACAGUAUGUCCUGUGCAUAGAUGUGUUGAUGAAUUCAUAUAAACUGUAAGAAACAUUUUUCCAGAAGAAGCAGCUAAGGCCUGUGUCUUGCCCUAAAGACUUCUUUCUUUCUUUCUUUUUUGAGACAGAGUUUCGCUCUUGUUGCCCAGGCUGCAACCUCUGCCUCCCAGGUUCAAGUGAUUCUCCUGCCUCGGCCUCCCACAUAGCUGGGAUUACAGGUGCCCGCCACCACGCCCAGCUAAUUUUGUAUUUUUAGUAGAGACAGGGUUUCAUCAUGUUGGUCAGUCUGGUCUGGAACUCCUGACCUCAGGUGAUCCACCUGCCUCGGCCUCCCAAAGUGCUGGGAUUACAGGAGUGAGCCACCACACCCAGCUCUAAAGACUUCUUUCUGCUCUCUAUCCCAUUAAAAACAACUCUAACAGUUUUGGUUGGAAACCUUUGCAAAAGAGAUUGAUCACUUUCUUCCUCUGAACAAUGGCAACAUGGACGGGUUGAGGGACAGGCCUUAGGAACCCCGCCUGCCUUGCUGAGAAUGCCGACGCGGCUUGACCCCUGUGCCAGAUGACCCUGGGCUGCUGCAUGUGUUCAACUCUGGUUUCUGGCUCUUCCCACCCUGUCGGUUCCUUUAUUCUGCUGCCCACAGACUUGCCUCCAGAGCGCUGCAUCUCUUUCCUCUCCCCUCGUGUGUGUGUGUGUGUGUGUGUGUGUGUGUGUGUGUGUGUGUGUCCUUCCCAAUUUCAUGCUUCUACCAGUUAGGGACUAAGAAAUGGAACAAUUGACCUUACUAGAAUUGGUUCGUGUAUUCAUUCAUACCUAUUCAACCAGUCAGCCAUUGGUGAGCCUGUGUCACACUGGGGAUUCUGUCUGUGCAUUCUUCCAUGCAUCCAUGUAUCCAUCCAUCCAUCUGUCCUGAUUGAGGACCUCUGCAGUGGCUUGUGAUCAAUCAAGACAUUACCACACCCUCCUGGCCAUGCAUGCAGUAAAAUAAUGAUGCACACAGCAAAUGCUGGCACAGGACUUGACAGUUUGUAAUCUGCCUCUGCUUGCAUUACCUCAAUCUUCACAACAGCCCUGAGAAUAGCAUUAUCCCCAUUUUGCAGAUGAUGAAAACAAAGCUUAGCAGGAUGGGGUCCCCCCGCCCAAUGGCCAGCAGUGAGCACAAAGUCACAGUUGGAACUCACUCAGGUCUCUGGCCCACUCUGUUACCUUCUCCCUCCUUUGCGCUACGUUUGGAGGCUGUCUGAUGCCAUGUUCAUUAUCUGUCUCUGUCAUGAGCUAUUGGUGGUGGUGGCUGAGGUUGGACUUUUUGCCUCUGUCAAAUGGUCAGUGCAGGGAAGCAUGGCCCUGGCUGGGUGGCAGCCACAGACACCCUUCAACCUGCAGACCUUGUCCCGCCUGGACCCAGGCGCACUAUCUAGUCCACACUCCCCAAACUGUCCCCUGAGGAGCCCUAGUCCCGUGGCAUGGGAAUGGAUUCAAGGAUGCAUGAGCAUACAGAUUUGGGAAACGCUAGGUCACAUAAAUCCAAACAGGCCUUCUCAGGGUCUUUAAUGUAUUAAUACGAAUUAGGGACCCCAAUGGGUGGCAGAGUGUGCAGCCAGCCUUUCCUAAGCUUAUUUGAACAUGCAACUCCUUGGUCAAAGAGCAGGGUCUGGACACACCGUCUUGAGAAUGCAGUGAGAAGAUCUCAUGGGCAAACCCUGACCUUGCUGUUUUGUGCAAGGAAACCCCCAGCCAGAGCUAGUUUCCUGGCCCAGGACUGCAUUUUGAGAGAGCAUCACAGGGAAUACUCUUUAGCCCCAGAAAAGAUUCAGUGAUAAUGGUGGAACUUCAGGCAGCAGGGGCAAGUGGCCGUGGAGAUAUUUUUAUUCUUUCAUCCACCAAAAGAACAUAUCUCAGACAUCUACUGUGUGCCAGGAACAGAGCCAGCACUUGGAAAUGCCAAGACAAUCUAAGUCUCUUCCAUUUCAUUUUUCCCCCACAGUGCUGCAUCUCUUUCCUCCGAGGGUUUUCAAAGAAAGACAAGCCUUAAAUACAUGCCUUAAAAGGAAGAAGUGAUCUGUUAAUUGCUCUGGGUCGUUGCUUUGGGUGGGUGACACAUUUACUCAAUUCAGCGGAGCUGUACCUUCUUAGUCCCAGGUCCUGAGGGGCAGAGAGUGAGGCAAUUCCAGGACCCAUUACCCUGGGCAGAGUGCACAGAUGUUGCAAGGGAGGUCAAGAGCAUGGGGAGGCCCGGAGGAGGAGGAGGGGGGAGGGGGAGAAGGGAGCGAGCUUCCUCCUGGGGUCCAUCAGUCUCAGCUUGGGGUUGGGGGGCACUUAAGUGAGGCUCUGCGAAGAAGAGAUGGGGGAGUGGGGGUGGAUGGGCUCCAGGUGGCUGGGAAGGGCAUUCUUCCAACAGCUGGAGCAGAGGUGAAAGGAGGCAGCACAUGACACUGUGUCAUGAGGACCCUGUAAGGAGCCUGUGGAUGUGGGAGCAGAGGGAGGAAAAGGAGGUCAGACGGGGCUGGAGAAGUUUCUGGGGCAGAUUUUGAGGGUCUGAGCUCCAGCCAAGUGGGUGCUUACCUGAUGAGGAGCCUCUUCAGAGCUGGUCACAUUCAUCCCAGUGUCCCCAGCACCUGGCUGGUGCCCAGUGGGUGUUUGUGGACUGGCUGGACUCUUCCUCUGUAGGCCUCGGGUUCCUCACAUUUGUGGUCAGGCGAGGUCACCUGGCACCUCCCUUCCUACUCUGAAGAGCUCUCAGGAGUUCUGGAUGCUUGUGCAGGGGAAGGCCUCACCACUCUCCCUGUCUCCUGCCUCAGGGUUCUCUGGGUUGCCCCAGCAGGGCUGGGGCCAUGGUGCCCUGAGUGGGGGACAGCCCUCCCGCUGCCAGGGAACUUUGCCCCUCGUGCUUUCUCCCUUCAGCAGUUGGCCCCCUGAGCCCAGAAGGACAUUCCUUGGUGUCCCGUGACUGGGAGUGGCAGUGGCAUUGAGCGCAUGCUGCAGCUUAGCACGGGGAGGGAGCUCUGCUUCCAUCUAUGUGAAAAUGGGCAGCCAGGUGUGGUAGCUCAUGCCUAUAAUCCCAACACUUUGGGAGGCCGAGGCGGGCAGAUCACUUGAGGUCAGGAGUUCGAGACCAGCCUGGCCAACAUGGUGAAACCCUGUCUCUACUAAAAAUACAAAAAUUAGCCGGGCUUGGUGGUGCGUGCCUGUAAUCCCAGCUCCUCGGGAGGCUGAGGCAGGAGAAUCGCUGGAACCCAGGAGGCGGAGAUUGCAGUGAGCUGAGAUCGUGCCACUGCACUCCAGCCUGGGCAACAGAGCAAGACUCCAUCUCAAAAAAGAAAAAGAAAAUGGGCAAGUGACUCAGCCUCUGAGCCUCCGCCUUCUUGUCUGUUAAUAGUAACUUCCACACUGGACUUUUAUGAAGGUUCAACGAGAUAAAGUUUGAACAUGGAUUAUAAACUGACUUACUCCACAAACAAGUAAACAGUUCUUGGCAUUAACAAUAUUCAUUUGUCCAAUUUAUAUUAAUCCCCCAAGCCUCUGGGCCACUCACCUCUUUUCAGGAAGUGCUCCCUGGCAUCAGCUCACUGUUCUCUGUGCAAGCUGCCCCUGCUGGUACAUUUUAUCCAGGCCAGAGCAAUAGGAGCCUCUGAAUUAUGUACAAGUCGCACACACAGGCCAGAACUGUGUGUCUGCAGCCCUGUCUGUGUUUGAACAGAAAGAAAGAUGGUGCUGUCCUUCCUAUCUGCUGGGCCCAGGGACCAGAUACCGCCCCUUCCCUGGCUGCAACCCAGGGGUCUCGGCCUCUGAGGAAGGCUGGGAGCACAUGUCAAGAACACCCCCCACACCCAACUUGUCUGUCCUGUUUACAGUCUGGGUCUAACAUGACCUGCCCACAUACAGGAGCCUCUCUGUGUCCUGCAUCCCUGGGUGGCUGGUGGGCAUAGGGCUUGAGGGGCAGAAAAAGACAGUCACUCCACAUCCCUUCCACUUCCCUGUUCAUGCCAGGAGCUGUCAGUCGGGAUGACCAAGAUCUUCAAUGUGGACACUGCUUUAUUUCAGCAGGGCCUCAGGUACCCCCUCUGGGAGGCCUGCAGCCUGUCACAGCAUGCUGAGCCAAAGCCACCUGCCCAGGUUCCCAAAUCUUGGAAGCACUGGAUCAUGGAACCAUAGAAUCUCGGUGAUAUGAAAUCCAGACUUGGAGGAGGCCUAAGGGGUCACAAUCCAAACCUUCAUCCAGCCCAGGCAGCCCCUCUGCAGGCUCCGUGAACACUCUGGCAACUGGGGAGUCAUCUGUAGCCCCCUCAGCUCUCCCAGUGAAGUGAUAUCACUGCCUCUGUGGACAAGACACCUCCAGGAGCCCAGCUCACAGCCACCGGUACCUUCUUCCAGGGCUGCUGUUAUAGUUUCUGCAUGGAAAGCACUUGGAACAAUGCCUGGCUGUUCCCCUCUUUGGCCCUCUCAGGGCCCUAGGAGCCUUUGUGUGUCCUGCUCACAUUGUCUCCAGGGCCUCGGACAGGGCCUGGUACAGAACAUAUGACUGAGUUUCUGGAGUCCCACAGGCCAGCGUUGGAGUCCUGACACCUCAGUAUAGCUGUGCACCUCUGGGCAAAUAGUUUCUCUGCUCUGAGCCCCAGGACAAGCUGGGGGCCUCCAUGGGCGCCUGAGGGCCAGGCGCCAGGGCCGUGGGCACGAGUAUGGUGAGACACCAGCCCCUGCAGUACUACGAGCCACAGCUGUGCCUCUCCUGCCUCACGGGCAUCUACGGCUGCCGUUGGAAGCGCUACCAGCGCUCCCAUGAUGAUACCACACCGUGGGAGCGCCUCUGGUUCCUGCUCCUCACCUUCACCUUUGGCCUCACGCUCACCUGGCUUUACUUCUGGUGGGAAGUCCACAAUGACUAUGAUGAAUUCAACUGGUACCUCUACAACCGCAUGGGCUACUGGAGCGACUGGCCCGUACCCAUCCUUGUGACCACAGCUGCUGCCUUCGCAUACAUCGCUGGCCUCCUGGUCCUGGCACUAUGUCACAUUGCCGUGGGGCAGCAGAUGAACCUGCACUGGCUGCACAAGAUCGGGCUGGUGGUCAUCCUGGCUUCCACGGUGGUGGCCAUGUCGGCCGUGGCCCAGCUGUGGGAGGACGAGUGGGAGGUGCUGCUGAUCUCCCUGCAGGGCACAGCGCCAUUCCUGCAUGUGGGGGCUGUGGCAGCAGUCACCAUGCUCUCCUGGAUCGUGGCAGGACAGUUCGCCCGCGCAGAGCGGACCUCCUCCCAGGUGACCAUUCUCUGUACCUUCUUCACCGUGGUGUUUGCCCUCUACCUGGCCCCUCUCACCAUCUCCUCUCCCUGCAUCAUGGAGAAGAAAGACCUCGGCCCCAAGCCUGCUCUCAUUGGCCACCGCGGGGCCCCCAUGCUGGCUCCAGAGCACACGCUCAUGUCCUUCCGGAAGGCCCUCGAGCAGAAGCUGUACGGGCUCCAGGCUGACAUUACCAUCAGCCUGGACGGCGUGCCCUUCCUCAUGCAUGACACCACCCUGCGGCGCACCACCAACGUGGAGGAGGAGUUCCCGGAGCUGGCCCGCAGGCCUGCCUCCAUGCUUAACUGGACCACCCUGCAGAGACUCAACGCUGGCCAGUGGUUCCUGAAGACUGACCCCUUCUGGACAGCCAGCUCCCUGUCACCCUCCGACCACAGAGAGGCCCAGAACCAGUCCAUCUGCAGCCUGGCAGAGCUCCUGGAGCUGGCCAAGGGCAAUGCCACACUGCUGCUCAACCUGCGUGACCCGCCCCGGGAGCACCCCUACCGCAGCAGUUUUAUCAACGUGACUCUGGAGGCCGUGCUGCACUCCGGCUUCCCCCAGCACCAGGUCAUGUGGCUGCCUAGCAGGCAGAGGCCCCUGGUGCGGAAGGUGGCUCCCGGCUUCCAACAGACAUCAGGCUCCAAGGAGGCAGUCGCCAGCCUGCGGAGAGGCCACAUCCAGCGGCUGAACCUGCGCUACACUCAGGUGUCCCGCCAGGAGCUCAGGGACUACGCGUCCUGGAACCUGAGUGUGAACCUCUACACAGUCAACGCACCGUGGCUCUUCUCCCUGCUGUGGUGUGCGGGGGUCCCAUCCGUCACCUCUGACAACUCCCACGCCCUGUCCCAGGUGCCUUCCCCCCUCUGGAUCAUGCCCCCGGACGAGUACUGUCUCAUGUGGGUCACUGCCGACCUGGUCUCCUUCACCCUCAUCGUGGGCAUCUUCGUGCUCCAGAAGUGGCGCCUGGGUGGCAUACGGAGCUACAACCCUGAGCAGAUCAUGCUGAGUGCUGCGGUGCGCCGGACCAGCCGGGACGUCAGCAUCAUGAAGGAGAAGCUUAUUUUCUCAGCAGAGAUCAGCGAUGGUGUAGAGGUCUCCGAUGUGCUCUCCGUAUGUUCAGACAACAGUUAUGACACAUAUGCCAACAGCACCGCCACCCCUGUGGGCCCCCGAGGGGGUGGCAGCCACACCAAGACCCUCAUAGAGCGGAGUGGGCGUUAGCUGAAGACAUGUCUGUCCCACCUGUACCUGACACAGAAGCUGGGGAGCCUAGGAGAGCUGGUGGAAGUGUGUCUGAACUCGGAGUGCUCUGGGAGCGGGCUCCACAGCCUCCUUGUGGGCUCCAGCCCCUUGUCAGCCGCAGCCUCUCUUGAGGGGGACUCCCUGUCUCCUGAGGCCCAGCUGGGCCAGGACUCCAUCCUUUCAGAUGCCCCUGCAGGCCUGGGGCUCCUUCUGGGAAGUAUGGGGCCUAGGGCUUGGUCCCCCUCUUCUGAGGCCCUCUCCUGUAUCCCGACCUGGAAGCUUUGAUGGGUCAUGGGCCAUGCCAUACCCCCUGUGGCAAUGGAGUGUGUGGAUGCUCACCUGUGCCAUCUGUCCUCCUGUCUGUGCCAGGAGGCACCUGAGUUCUCUGCUGUUAUCCUGCCCCAAGGGCCUGGGCCGAGCCUCUACCUGAAGCAACUCUGCUCUUCCUGUCAGUCUCAAAGCACAAGGAGGUUCAGCCCAGGAGGAAGCCAGCUGCAAUGUGGAGACACGUCCUCCUCCCCAACCCACCUCAUGCCACCGCCAACCCCCUGCCCCAGGAGCGGGCCUGAGCCACGUCCUCUAGGAGCAGCUGGAGAUGGCCAAAAGAGUGAGCUCAGGACUACUGGAUCCCAUGCCCAGGUGUCCAGCAGACCUCAAGGCAGAAGGGUCACCUAACCCAGGAGUCCACAGACUGAUGUGACCUCAGGUUCCCACAUCAGUGGCCACAGGGCAGGGCCCACCUGGUAGAAGUGUUCUGGAUAUGGCCAGGGUGGGUGUGUGGCUAAGUGGGCCUGAACAGAGGGAACCUAGGGCCCUUGGCCAAUGUGAUUAAAGCUGCCAUCUUGA
Molecule: messenger RNA, 12300 nt
Organism: Homo sapiens (human)
Lineage: Eukaryota; Metazoa; Chordata; Mammalia; Primates; Hominidae
Gene: GDPD5
Product: glycerophosphodiester phosphodiesterase domain containing 5
Exons: 21
Coding region: 9613-11433 (606 amino acids)
Biological process (GO): negative regulation of amyloid precursor protein biosynthetic process; lipid metabolic process; positive regulation of neuron differentiation
Cellular component (GO): neuronal cell body; membrane raft; growth cone
Molecular function (GO): phosphoric diester hydrolase activity; hydrolase activity, acting on ester bonds; glycerophospholipase activity
Source: RefSeq, a predicted model, not a curated record